This is a messenger RNA of Bursaphelenchus xylophilus (pine wood nematode), 1711 nucleotides long. The record is from the annotation of a GenBank genome assembly. NCBI's taxonomy places the organism in Eukaryota, Metazoa, Nematoda, Chromadorea, Rhabditida, Aphelenchoididae.
AUGUUCAGGAAGGAGACGGGGUUAAGGGCUCCAUCUGCGGUAAUAUAUUAGUGUUUUUUUUUAUUCUGUUGGUUUAGGGGGCAUUAAGAACAAGGAGUUCGAGCACUUCUAACUUGACAAGACCGACAGCUUCAUCCUUGAACAGAACAGCCGGAAUAUCAGUAAGAAAUACGAGUGUCCCUCCAAAUGGGGCCAAGGGAAAUAUUGCGAAACCGGUUAUCGUGCGUCCAGUGACUCGAGCUUUCUCAAAAUCUCAGUCUAAUGUCAAUGCCCCUCCUUUAAAGCCUUCCUCAACGCUUGGUCGUGGUCAACGGUAUGUUUUUUAUCUAUAAUUUUUAUUUUUGUGCUUUAGUUUUCACUCAACUUCGGCACUCUCCAAAAAACCCGUUUCUGCAGCAGAUUCAGUGAAGAAUAAUAGCCAAUCAGCCAAAGAGAACCUUCCUGUCCGGCCUUCGACUGCUUCUUCAACUGCAGUCUCAUCGAUACCUCCACCAAGAAUGACUUCAGAUAAUGAAUUCGGAGAAUUUAAGCCUCUUUCAUCCGUUGAUCUCGAUUCCCUUUGUAGAAAUAAUCAGAAUGUAAGUGUUCUUUGUCUAAGCUUUCUAUAGCAUUUUUAGGGAAUAACUCGAAUGACCAUCUUGUCCACCAACUUCUUGGAUCCAGUACAAAGAAAAGCGUUUCUGGAAAUGAAGCGGAAGGUGCAGCAGAGGAUGAGCGUGGAUUACACUCGGAAUCUGGUUGCGAAUAAUCCCGGUCUGUUGGGAAGUGAAGCCGUGAGGUCAGUGCUGAGAGAAGAGAAUCAGAAGAAUUUGAUGAGACAUGAGGAGACUCGGAAUGUAAAGUUUGCUGACACUUCAGAAGUACGGAGAAUACCGGAGGUAAGAUUUUUUUAGAUUUUCCGCUUAAUUAAAUUUUCUUUAUAAGGGAAUUACUCCAGGUGCGACACUAAGAUUUUGAUGAAAUUUGGCAAAAAUUUAGAUUAAUUUUUGUUUUCAAGGAAAGUAUUUUUAUGUUGCUAUCUGUUGCUAUGUGCCUAUCUGGCAAAGAUGCGACUAAAAAUUGUUUUUAUUUCUGGCGGCGCUCCGCGUUUUGCGUACUCUGUCGGCAACAACGAUCAUUAAAUAUCUCGGCUGCGCCGCAAAAUGCGGGGUAAAACUUUCAGCCAUUGAUAUAUGACCCAACCGAGGCGUGCGCAAAAUUUAAAGGAGAUCUGAGCGUCGCACUUGGAAGCCUUCCCUUGUUAAUUUUAAUUUGCGAAAUAACGAAUUUACAGGAGGGCCAGACAACCCCGACUUCCCGACAAUUCCUCGAAAGGGUCAAGAAUGCACCCGUCAUCCUCCAAACUCCUCAAAAUGCAGCUCGGAAGUCGAUUUACACAACACCCAAGCGAGUUGAACCAUUCAAAUAUGAGAAUAGGCUAAGUGAGGGUGUAGAGGAUGAGUUGGAAGAAUCCCCGCCAGAGCCGACGCCUUCGAAGGUGAAAAAAAUGGGAAAGGUAGAACCAGAAGAACAGAAGGUGGAAAUGGAUGAACAGAAGGUUGAAGCAGCACUAAAAGAAGAUGCCAAGACAAAAAUCAAACGACUUCUUACUGAGUUCUCCGACACGUUUAACAACCUUACAUUCGCGGAGAUUCAAUCCCUGAAGGCCGAAUUGGAGUCAUCGACCAUCGUCGACUCGGUCAAGGCUUGUCUGAAGAUCCUCUCGGACUGA